AUGCUGCGCUUGUCGCCGCUACUCCCGCUGCUGCUUAUGCUGCCGCCGCUGGUCCCCAGCCUCGGGCUCCGGGACGCGGGCGGUCGGCACCCGGAGUGCAGUCCGUGCCGCUCAGAGAACUGCCCCGCGCCCGUGCGCUGCCCUGAGCCUGGGAUCGUUGCGCGCGACGAGUGCGGCUGCUGCGCGCGCUGCCUGGGCGCGGAGGGCGCCAGCUGCGGGGGGCGGGCAGGCGCGCGCUGCGGCCCCGGCCUGGUGUGCGCCAGCCGGGCCGCAGGGGCGGCGCCCGAGGGCACCGGGCUCUGCGUGUGUGCUCAGCGCGGUCCCGUCUGUGGCUCCGACGGCCGCUCCUACCCCAGUGUAUGUGCGCUUCGUUUGCGCGCCAGGCACGCGCUCCGCGCGCACUCCAGCCACCUUCAUAAGGCACGCGACGGCCCCUGCGAGUUUGCUCCUGCAGUCAUCCUGCCACCCCGGAGUGUUCACAAUGUCACUGGGGCACAGGCAUACCUGUCCUGUGAGGUGAGGGCCGUGCCCACCCCAACCAUCACAUGGAGGAAGGUCACACACUCCCCUGAUGGAACUGAGGUGCUGGAGGAGUUACCUGGGGACCAUGCCAAUAUAGCUGUCCAGGUGCGAGCUUCCAACCAUGAGGCCACAGCCUGGAUUUUGAUCAACCCUCUGAAAAAGGAAGACGAAGGAGUGUACCAGUGUCAUGCGACCAACAUGGUCGGGGAGGCCAGGUCCCACGGCACAGUGACCGUCCUGGAUCUGAAUAGAUACAGAAGCUCCCUCUCCCCCGCUCCAGCAGGCCUCCUGUGAUGGGGGUCUCCGAGACAUUGAUCACGGGAUGAUGGCGAAGUCGAGUCCCGGAUCUUGUUGUUUGGGAAGACUAAGGAAAAAACUGUGUCUGUAGAUAACCCCUUUUGUAUGUUUUUUAAAAUUGGAUGCAAACUAGAUUCAUAUGCAGAUGUAGUUUUUAGCAGGGCAGACAGUGGGGAAACAGAGGUGCAUGUUGCUUUUUUUACACUUUGGGAAUGAAUCCUUUUGUAACUGUUCCCUCCCAGGAAAAAGCACAUAGUAUUUGUCAUUCUAAAGGGCUCACAACAAGGCAUGUGCCCACUGUGACUCUUUACCUCGGAGUCUAUGACUGAUAAGUGGGCACUCUGUGACUUAAUGUGUGAUAAGAAGGAGAGAAGAGGGCCCUGGCUCUCCUUGGCCUGCUGUGUGACCUGAACAGGUCCUUUCCCCUCUCUGGACCUUGGUCUCUCCACCUGUGAUUGUGGCAUUUGGACUAGAUAUUACUUACCAGGGCCCCUUCUAGCCCUUCCAUCUUAGAGCAAGAUGGUCCCAUGCAAAAAAAAAAAAAAUAUAGAGAGAUAGAUAGAAGUAUAGUCCUCGCAUGUUUUUUAAGAUAAUGUUCCUUCAAAAACAAAUCAUGGCCUCAUAACAGAGUGUGCUCAUGCAGAUGAAUGACGUACAGCUGUCACGGCUCUCCUCCUCCUGCCUUUUUCCAAUUCUAAGUAGACUUAGUCCUAGAUGGACAGUCUUCUGGACUCAGAAGCCCCUUGGCUGGUGUUUGGGGACCAAGCCAUCCACUUGUUAGCCCAUCCCUCCCUAAGUAGGUGGCAGUGCAGGCCUGGCUUCUAACCUCACCUUGUUGAAAGGGGGCCGGGUCAGCUCUGGCCUGUGGAGUCACGGUGAAGUACAACACAUUUUACUUAGAGACGUGUUGACCUCCCUCAAGGAUAAAGCUUUUUUUUUCCUUAUGAAAAAAGGGGAAUAUUUACUAUCUGGUCCAAAACAGUAUAUUUCUAGGUGAUUACAAUUUCUGAACAUGAGAAUUUGGAUCUCCCACUGUGGACAGCCCUUCAAGUCCAUGAAACACCUUCCCACCCAUGAUCCUGACCCUAGGAGGGUAAGCAGGGCAGAAAUUAAAGGUCCCGCCCCUGUUACAGACAAAGACACACCGGAUCCUAGGAGGGAAGCUUCUGGAAACCAGAUGAGUGAUUUUCAAACUUUGCAACAUCGGGACCCCUUCUUUGAAUGAAGUCAGAUUUGAAGUUGAUUGAAUUGGCUGCUAUUGGCUAUGGGGUGUUGGAGCUGCCAAGGGACCUGCUCACAUCCCCUCCCCACUGGGCACCUCCUGCCCGUCUCCCCUCCUUGCACUGUGACUAGGGUCUGCCAUUGAUUCCCUAUGAACUGUGUGGCUGAGAGAUGACUCAGCCAGACACUUAGUGAGAUUAUGUCAGAAGAAAUAGGGACACAGUGGCUCCGGAGAGGUAGCCCAACCAUAUCAUGCACCUAACAACACGCACAUUCUGCAAAAUCAGAUGAAUCACCUCAAAUUUGCCUUGUCAAAAUUAGACAGCAGGAUCUAGACCCAGAAAAUAGGGCAGAUGGAGCCCCAUGGUGGAAGCCAAGUAUCCUGACCGCAUGGGGCUGGAUUUAACAUAUAUCUACGUGCAAACAUAAAUAAAAUAAUAAAUGCUGUAUUGUCCGAAAUUUUCACCAGGACCCAAAAAGCAGAUUAACAUAAUUUUCCAACUUAAUGGCUUGUCACCUGGGAGAGCCCAGACCUCUUCUCAGACCUAGAACGUGAAGCAUGAUCCCCUCCCCCAGCCCUCCUGUCAAGCCUGUCUUCUACCCAUAUUUUCAUAGAUGCCAUGAUGUCCCAAUUCCUGCACACUGAAAAUAAAUGUU
Marmota monax (woodchuck) is the source of this 2697-nucleotide messenger RNA. It is a transcript of the gene Igfbpl1, whose product is annotated as insulin like growth factor binding protein like 1. Gene Ontology annotation, molecular function: insulin-like growth factor binding. Gene Ontology annotation, cellular component: extracellular region. The transcript is spliced from 5 exons. The record is from RefSeq and is a predicted model, not a curated record. The coding region runs from base 1 to 816 and encodes 271 amino acids. NCBI's taxonomy places the organism in Eukaryota, Metazoa, Chordata, Mammalia, Rodentia, Sciuridae. Gene Ontology annotation, biological process: regulation of cell growth; regulation of signal transduction.